AUCAAACAUGUCUCUGUCAGUUUAGAGCAGAGCCCGCCUCCUCUUUCACCGCCCACACAGCCCGGCUUGUGGAGCGGAGCUCAGCCAGGGGAGGCUUCGGAAGCUCCCAGCGCCGUUUCCACUGAGAAUGUAUUCUUACCGGCAGCCGCCUGCUAUCACCGGAGAGCGGGAAUGGCCGUCAUGCGCCUCACACCCAGCGGGCCGCUUUGACAGAUAGAUACGCGCUAUAAUACACUGAGGGGGGGGAGGAGGAGGGGGUGUUAUUUUUUAUUUUUUUUUGUUUCCCGCCCGUUUUGAAACGGAAGCGGCGGGGACGCGCAGGGCGGGAGCGCGCCCCCUCCUGACACAGAUCUGCUUACGUUACUAUAAAUGGUUUGAAGCUGUGGGAGGCGGCAGCGUCGGCCGGGCUUUCGCAUACAGCCUGCAUUUCUAUAAGAGACUCUUGGCCGCAGGGACAUCCGAAGCAGGGGGGUCGCGGAGUGGGCUGGGCCGGGCCUGAGGAAGUCACCUAUUAUUGUGUCUGUGACGCGCCUCCCUCCACUCCCCCCUCCCCCGCGUUAGUGGCUGCAGUGGUACAUCCCAGGGUGUGGAGCCUCAGACAUAGGAGAGCACAAGAGUUUACAGAGCCGGGGAUUGCGAUCAUCUGGCCCGGGACAUCCAGCCCCCGUCUCCUCCCGAGGCCGCCAUCCCGGGGCUGAGCGACUACUGGAGCGCCGUGUAGGCCGCCUCCUCCGCUGGGUGUGUGCGGCGCCGAGCCGCCGGAGUCUCCAGGACGUGACCUUCCAUGACCCGCGUUCACCUUGCCCUGGGUCCCGGGGCUGUGGACGGGCGGUCCGCGGAGCGGGCCCUCCGAGCGCUGCGCCUGUGCCUUGUCUAUCCGCACCCAUCAGGUAGCAUGCUUCCCCAAAGAUAAGGCCCAGCGCCUGGCCCUGGCCUAUUGCACUUGGUGGAACAGGGUUACUCAUCAUCCUCCUCCUCAAUGACUGGAUUAUUACUCUCAUCAUCCUCCUCACCGUUCCUGGUCAGAGACCCUCUUUGACGCCCUGGAGUAUAUCUUCUCUCAGCAGCCCCUCUAGAAGGCCUGUCACUUCUACCUGUAGCACCGGCCCCGGAUGACAUGGAUCCCUGACACUUCAGCCAUUUUCCCCUUUGCCUUUUUUUUUUCUAAUUUGAUUUGUUUGCUGACAACUUGGUAUUUCCUGCUCUGACUACCACCUGCUGCUGUGUGGACUGUGCUUUUUGGACCGGGGCUUAUUAUUUUUUAUUGUGAAACACAUCGAUGGUGAUUACAUCCGGCUCUGAAGAGGCGCCCCCUCAGAGAAUGCUGACGGCGUUACCCACAGAAUGGGGCAGUAAGGAUCCGGCGUGUCCCUGCAGCAAGAAGCCUUCCAGAAGUGGCAGCAGUACAGGAUGCAAGUCCUCCUCUUCUUUCUGUCUGGCUGCCCCUUUUGCCUUUGUCCCCACUGAGGCAAGCAUGUCGAGCCAGCACAGCCACGCUCCUUUCUCCAGCCUUCAAUCAAUGGCUGAUCAUCAGCAGGUCCUGCCAGAUAUGACCAUUUUACAACGGCGGAUUCCAUUAACCUUCCGAGACUCGGCAGCUGCACCUCUACGGAAGCUUUCAGUGGACUUGAUAAAGACUUACAAGCACAUAAAUGAGGUUUAUUACGCUAAAAAGAAGCGCCGUGCCCAACAAGUGCCACCUGAAGACUCCAGCACGAAGAAGGAAAGGAAAGUGUUCAACGAUGGGUUUGAUGACGAUAACUACGAUUACAUAGUUAAGAACGGAGAGAAGUGGAUGGACCGAUAUGAAAUAGAUUCACUGAUUGGAAAAGGAUCUUUUGGACAGGUGGUGAAAGCAUACGAUCACCAUGAUCAAGAAUGGGUAGCCAUUAAAAUCAUUAAAAAUAAGAAGGCUUUUUUGAACCAGGCCCAGAUAGAGCUGAGACUACUUGAGCUUAUGAACAAACAUGACACCGAAAUGAAGUAUUACAUAGUGCAUUUAAAACGACACUUUAUGUUUCGGAACCAUCUUUGUCUGGUGUUCGAGUUAUUAUCUUACAACUUGUACGACCUUUUAAGAAAUACAAACUUCCGCGGAGUCUCUCUAAACCUGACCCGAAAGUUUGCUCAGCAACUCUGCACCGCUCUGCUCUUCUUGGCCACUCCUGAGCUCAGUAUCAUUCAUUGUGACCUGAAACCUGAGAACAUUCUUCUAUGUAACCCAAAACGCAGUGCCAUCAAAAUUGUGGACUUUGGCAGCUCCUGUCAGCUUGGACAAAGGAUCUACCAGUAUAUUCAAAGCCGCUUUUAUCGGUCACCUGAGGUGUUACUGGGGAUGCCGUACGACCUGGCUAUAGACAUGUGGUCUUUAGGGUGUAUUUUGGUGGAAAUGCACACGGGAGAACCUUUAUUCAGCGGAUCCAAUGAGGUGGAUCAGAUGAACAAAAUAGUAGAAGUCCUGGGAACUCCCCCAAACCACAUGUUGGAUCAGGCCCCAAAGGCACGGAAAUACUUUGACAAACUUCCUGAAGGAACGUGGACUGUAAAGAAAAAUAAAGAUAUCAAGAAGGACUACAAAGUGCCAGGAACUCGUAGGCUCCAUGAAGUUCUGGGUGUAGAAACUGGUGGUCCUGGUGGACGCAGAGGAGGAGAACAGGGACAUUCGCCAUCAGAUUAUCUCAAAUUUAAAGAUUUAAUUUUACGGAUGUUGGAUUAUGACCCUAAAACUAGGAUUACCCCUUUUUAUGCGCUCCAGCACAAUUUCUUCAAGAAAACGACAGAUGAAGGGACAAAUACAAGUAACAGUAACUCUACAAGCCCUGCAAUGGACCAUAGUCACUCAACCAGUACAACUAGUUCUGUGUCCAGCUCAGGAGGAUCAAGUGGCUCUUCUAACGAUAACCGCAAUUACCGGUACAGCAACAGAUACUAUAACAGUGCUGUUGCCCACACAGAUUAUGAGAUGCAGAGUCCACAGGCUCAUUCUCAGCAGCAGAUAAGACUGUGGGCUGGCGGAGAUGUUCCAAUCACAAACAGCGAUUCCUACCCUCAGAUCUUACCUCACAAGCCUACUCCCAGUCAGCCGCAACAUUUUCAUGGAAACGAACCACAUCACCCCCACCCGCUGUACCAUCAUGUUAACCGGCCACACUACCAUCGGCAGCUCAUCACCUCCUCUUCUCCGCAAAUCCCAGAGUCUAUGGAGCUCAGCUUGGGACACAGACACCCCCAGUCUUCCUCUUCAUUGCACCCACACCACCCUAGCUUAGACUGCACUCCGUUUGGCUCCUCAAACUUACACUUAGGGGUUUCUGCUUUUCGGACUAGAACAGUCAGUGGGCAUAACGAUUCUGGUGUGCCUCUGAAUUAUCCCUACUCUAGCAACACAUCCAGCAUGGUUGGACCACCUCAUAUCCGAAACAGGACGGAAACUGAAGAGAGUGCGAUGUUAGGCGUUUGUGUCCCUCAGAGUACAGCAGCAAGCUCUUGAUGAUUCUUUCAUGUAAAAUUAAAGCCAUACCAAUAAUAGAAAAUACUGAAUUCGGAGGAGGGCUGACAGGCUGCAGGGUGGGGUUGUGGAAAAAGGGUGAGCUGGCUUUUAUCACAACCAUCAAACAAAAAAAAUGUCAAGGUGUAGCUGUUAAUGUGAAUUGUUUAUUUAUUAAAAAAAAUCACUACGAGAGGAGUGUGAAGUGUGUGUUGACCCAUGAGAAGCCGUUUUAAACAGACUUCAAUUGGACUGCUUUUUUUAUUUUAUUUUAUUUUUUAUUGCUUUUUUUUUUUGACACACUGGUAGAAGUUAACCUGUGCAAAGACUUCAAGACAUUUCCAAUGCUUCCAUUUCUAUCAUAAAAGGUCCUCUUCAGAAGAAGCAGGAGAAUCCAGACUUACUUUGCACGUCAGUGAACUCGUUUACAGGCCAAACGUCACUCUGCAAAACACUGUCUGUGCCAGUUGCCCUACGCUGCCAUUUUAACCAUUCAUCCAGAUCCCCUGUGUUGCCCCCUCCCCUCCCCCACUUUCUACCAACCUUGCUAGGGUGCAGAUUUAUGCACUUCACUGGAAUAACCUUGGCUGCUAACUCCACUCUCUCAACUGGAAUUGCUGCUAAAACUCUUUAACAGUUUUGCUUUCUAAGAAAAAAAAAAAGAAAAACAAAAACCUAAAGGUUCCCCUAUGUCUUUUAUUUAUGACUUCGUACUCGGUUUUAGCUGUUUCAGGAAAGAUUUUUAGGAGCCAUUUUAAUUUUUUAUUUUUUUUUAUAUAUUUUUUUUAACUGAUUAAUGCUUGUGCAUUAAUACUGGAGUUCAGUGUCUGUAAUUCCCCCAUCGGUUUUAUAUUUUUUUCCAGUUUUGAUUUGACAUCAUUUUUGUUUGUGCACUGAAUUCUGGUUUUAACACUACAAAUUAUUAUUUAAAAGUUUUUUUUUUACUACAUUGCCCCUUCAUUUUUUUUUUUAUAGUCUCUCGGCCUCUUAAGUUGAUUGUGACCAGUAAUGGCGCAUCUUCAUGGGUUAUACUGUAAGACGCUAAGCCCUUGCUUCAGUAUUAAAACUUUUACAGCGCUAUGUGCUGUAACAGUAGGGUUUUUUCUUUUUUUCAAAUUUUUUUUUUCUUAAUUUUUUUUCAAGACUUUCAAAAUGUAAAGACUUAAUCUGUCCUAUUUUCAUAUCUGUGGAUAGUAAUGUACUGUUUUAAUUUUAUUUUUAAUUUUUUUCCCCCCUUUUUUUUUUCUUUUUUCUUUUAUUUAUUGUACCAAAGAUGGUAUUGAGGCAUCACUUAAAAAAACAAAAAACAAAAAAAAUCCUUAUCAGACCUGUAAAAUGAUUGUCUUUUUAAAUGUUUCCUUUUUCUGUUCUUGCGUGUUUAAUUGGGCUUAAAAUUCUGAAUCAUGUGUAGUUGCUGUUGGACUCCAAGGCCUUUCACAUUCAUGUUUGUUUCAAGUAUUGUGGGUGAUUUGGAGGAUCCUAAAAAUAAAGUAAUAGACAGCUACAGAAGAUCGAGAGGGUCAGUGUUGAUUGUGUCUUAAAAAAAAAAAAAAUAACUAUAAAACGUUAAGAUCGUCACAUUAGCCAUGCUGUAAUAGAUCGUCACCAUGCUUUGGGCGAAUAAAAUGCAAGUAGAGACAACUGUUGAUGCGGAUUAUUCUGCUUUGCUGCCAUUGACUCUUGUGUGUGUCGGAAGGUCGGUGGUAGCAAAGCAUUGAGCAACGUAUUUGGGGCGUAUCUAUACGAGUAGCGAUCAUGACAUUUCUAAUUCUGUGUAUGCCAUAUGUCGGGUAUGCCUGUUGCCCAUACCUUCUGUUAUGCAAUAUUUUUUUUUUUUUUUUUAGUUUUCUGCUUUUUGUAUAUCGGAGUUUAUUAUUAAUGUAAAAUGCACAUUUUAUUCUAGCAAUUUACUAUUAUAAUUUUAUUUUUAUUUUUUUCCUUAAAGCCUCUAAAUUUCUAAUGUAGAACAUUGUGCUAUCAUUUUGGCUUUAAGUGUUUGUUUGAUUCGUUCCAUUUUUAUUUUCUCUUUUGGACCGGCCUGGAGAGUUAAUUGUGAAGUGAUAUAAAUAUAUAGAUAUAUCCAUCCAUCCCCCAUCCCCCACCCAGGUUUUUACUAAUUGUUAAAGGAUGUA
Molecule: messenger RNA, 5619 nt
Organism: Bufo bufo (common toad)
Lineage: Eukaryota; Metazoa; Chordata; Amphibia; Anura; Bufonidae
Product: dual specificity tyrosine-phosphorylation-regulated kinase 1B-like
Exons: 11
Coding region: 1280-3490 (736 amino acids)
Biological process (GO): peptidyl-serine phosphorylation; protein autophosphorylation; peptidyl-threonine phosphorylation
Cellular component (GO): nucleus
Molecular function (GO): transcription coactivator activity; protein serine/threonine kinase activity; protein serine/threonine/tyrosine kinase activity
Source: RefSeq, a predicted model, not a curated record